AUGUUGGGAGGAUACAAACAGCCUGAGAAUGGCAUAAGUGGGACUUGCAUCAUGCAGCAGCCUGAGGCCCCACUCUUCACGUCUUUCGCAGCAUCACCACCAGCACCCAUCAUCCCUUGUACAGGGUCUAUGGCCUCCUCUCCCAUUCACAUUUCAACCAUGUUCGAUCGUAAUCACCCUAGCAACCUUCACUUCCCAGGAAGCCGCGACAGGGUGAAGAACUUGUUAUGGACGAUAAAGCAGCACAGGAUAGUGAAGGAUGGGGGCAUGGUGAUGAGGGACAUAGAUGAGCUGAAGGAGAAGUUGUCUACUUUCUAUCCUGGGGGCAUCAAAAUGGUGGAUACUUUUCUAGUAGUUCCGAUGUUGAUCAUUCCAGGGGCCUUGGAUAUUCGUAACUCAGAUGGCAGCCUGAUGGCCCUUAUCUGCACCACCUUUGAUGGCCUGGACAUUUUCAAGGAUCAGACUGCUAUGUCUGUUUCUGAAGAAAGUCAAGAUCCAGAGAUCAAUUUGCAAGCAGAGGCGAAUGAGCCUUUUAGAUGCACACACUUCAGUCACUGGAAUCACUAUGGACUGAUGAGUCAUACUGUGCCACAGGGUGUCCAUCCUCAUGACCUAGAGGCUGCUAGAGGGAGAAGAACUAACCUUAGACAGACUUUACCUUACACGUCCAAAGAGACAUUUACUCAACAGCAGCUGUACCUGAACAUCCAGGCUAAUUUGGCUGAAAUAUUUGAAUGGAUCAAAGAAGAGAUCUCAUGUCACCUUCCCGAUGAGUACAAGGUUCUGGUCAAGCUGGUAGACAUUCUGCCUAAUGCUGAGGGAUCUCCAUGGCACAUAGGGAUGCCAAGGACUUUGAACUAUGCCUAG
Messenger RNA from Suillus fuscotomentosus, 867 nucleotides. RefSeq lists its product as uncharacterized. NCBI's taxonomy places the organism in Eukaryota, Fungi, Basidiomycota, Agaricomycetes, Boletales, Suillaceae. The record is from RefSeq and is a predicted model, not a curated record. The transcript has 6 exons. Bases 1 to 867 code for a protein of 288 amino acids.